CCCGCUCUCUGCGCUCGAACCGCUAGGCUCGCCCGACGCCGCAGCCAUGAGCUUCACCACGACCAAGGGCUCCUCGUACCGCAGGAUGUUUGGUGGCGGCGGAGGCGGCGGCAGCGCCCGCUCCAGCUCCAGCGGCGGCACCCGCUAUGUCACGUCGUCCAGCCGCUACUCGCUGGGCAGCGCCCGGCCCAGCGCCGGCGUGCGCCUCUCGUCCACGCCCGGCGGCUACGCCACCAGGAGCACGUCGGUGCGGCUGCGGAGCAGCCUGCCGCCCGCGCGCAUGCUGCACGACACAGUGGACUUCUCGCUGGCCGACGCCAUCAACACGGAGUUCAAGGCGAACCGCACCAACGAGAAGGUGGAGCUGCAGGAGCUCAACGACCGCUUCGCCAACUACAUCGACAAGGUGCGCUUCCUGGAGCAGCAGAACAAGAUCCUGGUGGCCGAGCUCGAGCAGCUCAAGGGCAAGGGCACGUCCCGCUUGGGCGAUCUCUACGAGGAGGAAAUGCGCGAGCUGCGCCGCCAGGUGGACGAGCUCACCAACGACAAGGCCCGCGUCGAGGUGGAGCGCGACAACCUGGCCGACGACAUCAUGAAGCUCCGCGAGAAGUUGCAAGAUGAGAUGGAGCAGCGAGAAGAAGCUGAAACCACCCUACAGUCUUUCAGACAGGAUGUUGACAAUGCAUCUCUGGCACGUCUUGACCUGGAGCGCAAAGUUGAGUCCUUGCAGGAGGAGAUUGUAUUCUUGAAGAAGCUUCAUGAUGAGGAAAUUCGGGAGCUGCAGGCCCAGAUUCAGGAUCACCACAUUCAGAUUGAUAUGGAUGUUUCUAAACCAGAUCUUACUGCUGCCCUGCGUGAUGUUCGUCAGCAGUAUGAAAGUGUUGCUGCUAAGAAUCUUCAUGAAGCUGAAGAGUGGUACAAGUCCAAAUUUGCAGAUCUCUCUGAAGCUGCUAACAGGAACAAUGAUGCCCUCCGUCAGGCCAAGCAAGAAGCUAAUGAAUAUCGCAGACAAAUCCAGUCCCUCACCUGUGAAGUUGAUGCACUUAAAGGAACUAACGAGUCCCUGGAACGCCAAAUGCGUGAGAUAGAGGAGAACUUUAAUGCUGAAGCUGCUAACUACCAAGACACUAUUGCCCGUCUGCAAGAUGAAAUUCAAAACAUGAAGGAAGAAAUGGCUCGCCACCUACGCGAGUAUCAGGAUCUGCUGAAUGUCAAGAUGGCUCUUGAUAUUGAGAUUGCUACCUACAGAAAACUGCUGGAGGGAGAGGAGAGCAGGAUUAACAUGCCUAUUCCAACUUUUGCUUCCUUGAACCUGAGAGAAACUAACAUUGAGUCUCAACCUAUGGUUGAUACUCACUCAAAGAGGACACUCCUAAUUAAGACUGUUGAAACCAGAGAUGGACAGGUUAUUAAUGAAACCUCCCAGCAUCAUGAUGAUCUGGAGUGAAAACUAUGAAGGAAUCUGCAUGCUAAUUAGUGCAGGAAAAAUUCUUACCAGCAAGAUUUAAAAAAGUCCAAGUCUUAAAGGAAGAAACAGCUUUCAAGUGCCUUUCGCAGUUGUUUUUUUUUUUGUUUUUUUUUUGUUUUUUUUAUAAGAGCGCAAGAUUGUAAUGCUAGAGAAUAGGUUUUAGAUCUUGCAAACUGGCUCUCCCUGAAGGUUUAGCGUUUACAAUGGAGUCUAGUUUACAAAUAGCAAUAUCUUGUGCUGCAAUACUGUUUUUUAAGUAUCCAAAUUUAAUAAAACUGCUUUUUUCCAGCACAGUAUGAGCAACCUGUCGCUGCAUCAAUAAAUAAUUGGAAAAUA
Molecule: messenger RNA, 1804 nt
Organism: Alligator mississippiensis (American alligator)
Lineage: Eukaryota; Metazoa; Chordata; Crocodylia; Alligatoridae
Gene: VIM
Product: vimentin
Exons: 9
Coding region: 47-1447 (466 amino acids)
Biological process (GO): intermediate filament organization
Cellular component (GO): plasma membrane; intermediate filament; axon
Molecular function (GO): structural constituent of cytoskeleton
Source: RefSeq, a predicted model, not a curated record